Messenger RNA from Thlaspi arvense, 1308 nucleotides. The record is from the annotation of a GenBank genome assembly. NCBI's taxonomy places the organism in Eukaryota, Viridiplantae, Streptophyta, Magnoliopsida, Brassicales, Brassicaceae.
AUGAUCAAAAAAACUUUGGGUGUGACUUCUGCUCGCAUCUUCUUCUCCAAACACCCAUCAACGACCUCUCUUCAUCUUCAUAGCCUCUGCUUCUCAUUCUCUGUCUCCGCAAUUCGCUGCUCUGAGCUCUCCGUAUCGGAUUGCCGGAAAUUCUCUAUGAUGGCCAGUGGAAGCGGCGGCGAGGACUUUGUAAAAGGAAAUUUAUAUCCAAAUGGCGUCGCUUUCAUCACUCUUGAUAGACCUAAAGCUCUCAACGCCAUGAAUCUAGAAAUGGAUUUGAAGUACCAAAGCUUGCUUGACAAAUGGGAAUCUGAUCCACAAGUCAAAUGUGUUGUCAUCGAAGGCAGCACUCCUCGAGCCUUUUGUGCAGGGAUGGAUAUUAAAGGAGUUGUUGCAGAUAUCCUAAUGGACAAAAACAAAACUGCUGUGAUAAAGGUAUUUACAGCUGAGUAUACCCUGAUAUGCAAGAUUGCUGGAUACAAAAAGCCAUACAUUUCUUUGAUGGAUGGAAUAACGAUGGGAUUUGGACUUGGUCUUUCUGGACAUGGGCGCUAUCGUGUGAUAACAGAGAGAACGGUCCUCGCAAUGCCAGAAAAUGGAAUCGGCUUGUUUCCAGAUGUUGGGUUUUCAUAUAUAGCAGCUCAAAGCCCUGGCCGAGGAUCUGUUGGUGCUUACCUUGGUAUGACUGGGAGAAGGAUAUCCACGCCUUCAGAUGCACUGUUUGUGGGUCUCGGGACACAUUAUGUACCAUCAGGGAAGCUAGGUUCACUCAAAGAAGCCCUUUUGUCAGCUCACCUGUCCAAUGAUCCUCAUCAAGACAUCCAAGAAACUCUAUCAGAAUACAGCAUCGAACCUGAUUCUGAAGCACACCUCAAAAUGAUUUUGCCUCAAAUAGAAUCAUCUUUUAGUGGAAGCAAGUCUGUUAAAGAAACAAUCCAAGAGCUUAAGAAGCACCAGCAGAGCCCUGAGGCUUCAGUUGCAGAAUGGGCUAAUGAAGCACUCCAAGGCCUUGGGAAAGGAGCUCCGUUUUCUCUUUACCUAACACAAAAGUACUUCUCCAAAGUUGCUUGUGGAAAGGGCAAAACCGACAACGAGAUGUCAACGCUUAAUGGUGUGAUGAAAACUGAGUACCGUAUUGCUCUAAGAUCGGCCUUGCGUGGGGAUUUCACUGAAGGUGUUAGAGCAGUCUUGAUCGACAAGGACCAGAACCCGAAAUGGAAACCAGAAAGCUUAGAUGAGGUAGAUGAAAGUGAAGUGGAGGGUCUCUUUGGGCCAUUAAGUCCUGUAUGUGAAGAGCUUAACGUAUGA